This is a messenger RNA of Hemisphaericaspora subhashii, 204 nucleotides long. RefSeq lists its product as uncharacterized. The coding region runs from base 1 to 204 and encodes 67 amino acids. The transcript is spliced from 2 exons. The record is from RefSeq and is a predicted model, not a curated record. Lineage: Eukaryota; Fungi; Ascomycota; Pichiomycetes; Serinales; Debaryomycetaceae.
AUGGGUUCAAAAUAUAUCCAAAUGUCAGGAGAUGAUUCCAAUAAUCGCAAGCUGCAAAAUUCGAUUGAGGUGUUUGAUGAUAGAAGAAUUGACCCAGUUGGAUUAGAAUUCAAAGACCUGGUUUAUUCGAUCUCAACUACAGUGUUUGAAAAUGGAGGAAUUGACCCCGCCAGAUUAGAAUCCAAAUACCCGGUACGCUUGUAG